Ostreobium quekettii is the source of this 1524-nucleotide messenger RNA. NCBI's taxonomy places the organism in Eukaryota, Viridiplantae, Chlorophyta, Ulvophyceae, Bryopsidales, Ostreobiaceae. The record is from the annotation of a GenBank genome assembly.
AUGCGCUGUGCGCUCGGAGUGGGGGGAACACACACGACCUUGGGCAAGGUGCUGGCGUUGGCUCUGCUGGCCGUGCUGGUGUGCAGCGCGACAGGCCAAGGCUACGGUCGUGCCACGAGCAAGACCUACCACGGGGUGCGAGGCAAGGCGCACCGCGAAACUGCGACCACUGGCUACGAUGGCAAGACGCAUGAGGCCACCCAUGGGGAUGCGAGCAAGGGCAACGGCCGCUCCAAGAGAGGCUACAGCCAGGCGCCUCCGCUGCCCAAGAUCCUGUACCUGGAGGUGGACAAGUGCGUGUGCUCCAAGACGGAGAGCAAGGAGUGCUGCGCCUAUGUGGAACACAUCUGCGGCUGGUACGACCACAUCAGGCUGGACUGCUACACCGCCAAGGACUUGUGCAUGGAGGUCAAUGACGACACCAAGUGGGGAAGGGUCAAGGCGCACCAGGCCGCAGUGGCCAAAGUGAAGGCGCUAUUCGAAGGGGAGCUGGACACAUGCGUUUGUUGGAACUCUUUUCUUCAACGUAUAGGUCGAUCCAUUUCUGUCGACACCAUUCUCGGGGGCAGCCCUUCUUUUGGCAGCAAGGGGUGUGCUGGGAUGUGCCUGACUGAUGCUCUGUGUGGCUCGCCUCAGUUGCGCCGGCGCCCACUCCAGUUCAUGUGGAAGCACCUCCUGGCCCCGACGGAAGACCCGGCACUCCAGGCAAACCCGGAGCCCCGGGUGCGAAGGGCGACAAAGGUGACCCUGGCACACCGGGACACAGCGGCCAGCCGGGGUCCCAGGGACCACGCGGACAGGACGGCGUUCCCGGACAGCCUGGAGCGAGGGGCGAGGCAGGAGCGGCUGGACGUGAUGGCGCGCCUGGCAAUCCCGGCAUUCCCGGCGCCAUGGGAGGGCGCGGUGCCAUGGGCCCAGCAGGGGCUCCCGGCGGCACAGGGCAACCGGGAGCGCGCGGAGACCCCGGACAACUGGGUCAUCCAGGCAGGGACGGCGUCGACGGACAGCCUGGAGCUGAUGGUGCGCCUGGCGUCCAGGGUGCUCCUGGCGACCGCGGCGCCGUUGGUCCCCCGGGUCUCAUCGGCAUUCCUGGACAGCCCGGCGCCCAGGGCAUCCCGGGCGAAGCCGGCAAGGACGGCUGGCACGGGGUGGACGGCACUCCCGGCCGGGACGGCAGGGACGGCACAGCGGGCAAAGAUGGGGCGGACGGGCAGCCCGGCAGACCUGGAAGGCCAGGCCAGCCGGGCACGCCUGGCACGCCAGGACAGCCGGGGCCCCCUGGAGGCUACGAUCACCACGGUGCCAAACACGGGGGCAAGCAUGGGGGACAUGACCACUACUACCAGGUGCCUGGAGAUCACUCCGACCAUGCCGCCACGCAUGGGGAGCAGGGGGUUGAUGACCAGUAUUACGAGGUGCCUGGAGAUCAAGCCAGACAAGAUCCAACACAAGGGGAGCAUCGCAGGGACGAAACCCGCAACGAACCUGGGGUUGGACGGAGGUGAUGUCGCUCCCCUCGGGUGA